CUCUCUCUCUCUUUUUUUUUCUUUUUUUUUUAAUUCACAUACAACAAUAUGGUUUCUAACACAAAGAUCAUUUUUGAAAAGAUUCCUAGUUCUUAUCCUGAGACUGGUGAACAUAUGGUUGUUAAGAAGGAUGAAAUCAACCUCGAAGCAGAUAUCCCUGAUGGUGCCAUUCUUCUCAAGACAUUAUGUUUAUCUGUUGAUCCUUACAUGCGUGGUCGUAUGAGAGAUGCAAAUAUCAAGUCUUAUUCACCUGCCUUUAUUCUUGGUGAACCCAUGAAUGGUCAUGCUAUGAGUGAAGUAAUCAAGUCCAAUAAUGAAAGCUUUAAAGUAGGAGAUAUCGUUUAUGGUAUGACUCCCUUCUCUGAAUAUAAUCUUAUUCCCAAAGAUUGGACAAAACUUUUUGAAGUUCGUAAUGAAGCAAAGACUGCUGGUAUUCCUAUUACAAAUUACAUCGGUAUUCUUGGCAUGCCUGGUAUGACUGCCUAUGUUGGUCUCUUAAAGUUUGGUCGUCCCAAGAAAGGUGAAUCACUCUAUGUCUCUGCUGCAUCUGGUGCAGUAGGACAAUUAGUGGGUCAAAUUGGUAAGAUCCUUGGUUUGCAUGUAGUCGGUUCAGCUGGCUCUGAUGAAAAGGUGGCCUAUUUAAAGGAGCUUGGCUUCGAUGGUGCCUUUAAUUAUAAGACACAAGAUACCCGUGAAGCCUUUAAGGAACUUUUACCUAAUGGUAUUGAUAUCUAUUUCGAAAAUGUGGGUGGUAAAAUGCUCGAAGAUGUGAUCGAUCAUGCUAAUAAAUUUGCUCGUAUCGUCUGUUGUGGUAUGAUUUCACAAUACAACACUAAAAAUCCUACUGGUAUUCAUAAUCUUAUGCAAGUUGUUGCCAAAUCUCUUGAAAUACGCGGCUUCAUCGUAGGCGAUAGUCCCGAAAUGAUGGAACCCUUUAGACAAGAGGUUACUAAAUGGAUCCAAGAUGGUCAAUUGAAAUACAAAGAAACAGUGACUGAAGGCAUUGAAAAGACCCCAGAAGCUUUAAUUGAUGUCUUGCAUGGUAGAAACUUUGGUAAACAAGUUGUUAAGGUUGCUGAUUUGUAAUAAUUAUGAUGCACAUCAAGGAAAAACAAAAAUUAAUAACUUUAAUAAAAAAAAAAAAACCGUAAAAUGUAUCACUGAAUGUAUGUAUGCAUGUAUAAUCGAAAUAAAUUUGUUUAGUUGGAUGCUAUGUUGUCUGUGCUAAUAUCAUGUCCUAAACACAAUUUUUAAUAUUGACUAUUGACUAUCACUCCUUCAAUA
This is a messenger RNA of Cokeromyces recurvatus, 1284 nucleotides long. RefSeq lists its product as uncharacterized. The record is from RefSeq and is a predicted model, not a curated record. NCBI's taxonomy places the organism in Eukaryota, Fungi, Mucoromycota, Mucoromycetes, Mucorales, Mucoraceae. Bases 49 to 1086 code for a protein of 345 amino acids. Gene Ontology annotation, molecular function: oxidoreductase activity, acting on the CH-CH group of donors, NAD or NADP as acceptor. The transcript is spliced from 2 exons.